Phaedon cochleariae (mustard beetle) is the source of this 1182-nucleotide messenger RNA. The record is from the annotation of a GenBank genome assembly. NCBI's taxonomy places the organism in Eukaryota, Metazoa, Arthropoda, Insecta, Coleoptera, Chrysomelidae.
AUGUCUCCACAGAAAGUUCAAUUGUAUAUUUAUGAUUUAUCUGGAGGUAUGGCCGCCACAAUAUCACCAAUGCUAUUGGGUAAAGAAAAGAGUGCCAUAAAAGAUGAGGUCAAGUUUUUAAAUUUUUUUCUCACAGGAAAGAAAAUAGAUGGAAUUUGGCACACCUCAAUCGUUGUUUACAACAGAGAGUACUUUUACGGAUCCAGAGGCGUUGAGAGUUGUGUUCCAGGAACAACUGCUCUUAGAAAUCCAUUGAAAAUUGAGGAUUUAGGAGAAACCCAUGUUCCAUAUCCUGUUUUCCUUGAUUAUUUGAAUGGACUGUCUGAAUCUAGUUACAAAGGCAGUACUUAUCAUCUAUUACAACACAACUGUAAUAAUUUCUCCCAUGAAAUUGCUCAUUUCCUAUGUGGAGCAGCAGUGCCAAAAUACAUCCUAGAUCUGCCGAAUGAAGUCCUGAAUUCCAGUCUAAGUUCUGUCAUUCUAGCCUUGGUAGCUCAAUUAGAGAAUAGUGCCAGGCCUAUUGCCGAGGAGCAAUCUUCAGACGUCCAAAAAGAACUGAGUCCAGAUUUUGACCAGCUGAACUCACAAAUUGAUGAAGAAAGGUAUAAUUCAUUUCUCCUGGAAGAAAGGAGAAAAACCCUUAGAGAAACACUAGCGAGAAAAAAACACAAAAGAGAUAAAACGCGCAGAAGAAUUUCACGAGAAAGCAGAAGAUUGCCUGUGGAGUCAAAAGAGGAAUUCGUGAUGGCUGAUGCAGAAGUAGUUAAUGGAGAAAGUCAUCUACCAUCUGAUGAAGCCAUAGCUUUGGAGGAAGAGGAGAGGAGGGAGGAAGAUGCAAAGAAAAAAGCUAGAGAUCCACCUAUUGUUUAUAAGGAUUUGAUAGAUGUGAAAGCAGAAUUUGAUACUUUGAUAGGGCUCAUUGAUGGAAAAUUGACACCUGAAGAACAAAGAUCUACUGAAGAACUUCAUCAGUAUAUGGUUGGAAGAUUACUCCAUGAUGAACAAUUCCCUUUGGAUGUGAGAGUGAGAAUUCUGAAUAUAUUGGCGAUGGCAGCAAUGAAAGAUGAUGUUAUACUUGUAUUACAUCAGGAUAGAAAAGAUCAUGUUCUGAUGAAUUAUGCCUUCGAAAUAGAUAGGCUAACUCCUGAGGAACAAGAAGCCAUAGCGUUAUUCGUGAGUUAA